Messenger RNA from Prionailurus viverrinus (fishing cat), 726 nucleotides. RefSeq names its product TBC/LysM-associated domain containing 2 (gene TLDC2). Gene Ontology annotation, biological process: response to oxidative stress. The record is from RefSeq and is a predicted model, not a curated record. Gene Ontology annotation, cellular component: nucleus. Lineage: Eukaryota; Metazoa; Chordata; Mammalia; Carnivora; Felidae. Bases 31 to 726 code for a protein of 231 amino acids. The transcript has 6 exons.
UACUGCCAGCGGCUGGGCUCGGACAGGAGAAUGAAAGGUCUCCGCUGGCGUUACACUCGGCUGCCCAGUCGGGUGGAGGACGCUCUGUCUGUGGAAGAGGGUGAGGAAGAGGAGACAGCCCCGGCCCCAUUCUCAGCUCCUGUUCCUGAAGAUCCUGUGGAGCCCCAGCUGGCAGAAGCCAGCCAGGUUCUAGGAACCUCAGAGAUGAGGCAGCUCAGCCUCCACCUCCCCCCAAGAGUCACCGGACAUUCCUGGAGCCUGGCCUUCUGUACGUCGAGAAAUGGCUUCAGCCUGCGGAGCCUUUACAGGCAGAUGGAAGGCCACAGUGGGCCAGUGCUGCUGGUGCUGAGGGACCAGGACGGGCAGAUGUUUGGGGCCUUCUCCUCCUCGGCUCUUCGACUCAGCAAAGGCUUCUAUGGUACUGGAGAGACAUUCCUCUUCUCCUUCUCCCCACAGCUGAAGGUCUUCAAGUGGACAGGAAGGAAUUCUUUCUUUGUGAAAGGAGACUUGGAUUCACUGAUGAUGGGCAGUGGCAGUGGCCAGUUUGGACUGUGGUUGGAUGGAGACUUGUAUCACGGUGGAAGCCACCCCUGUGCAACCUUCAACAAUGAGGUGUUGGCCCGGCGAGAGCAGUUCUGCAUCAAGGAACUGGAGGCCUGGGUCCUGAGCGGAUGCCCCCAUUGUGGGAAGCUUCCUGAAGCAACCAGUGCUCACACUUGCUCAUGA